Molecule: messenger RNA, 2349 nt
Organism: Zophobas morio
Lineage: Eukaryota; Metazoa; Arthropoda; Insecta; Coleoptera; Tenebrionidae
Product: DNA repair and recombination protein RAD54-like
Exons: 23
Coding region: 39-2300 (753 amino acids)
Biological process (GO): reciprocal meiotic recombination; double-strand break repair via synthesis-dependent strand annealing
Cellular component (GO): nucleus
Molecular function (GO): ATP binding; ATP-dependent chromatin remodeler activity; hydrolase activity, acting on acid anhydrides
Source: RefSeq, a predicted model, not a curated record
UUAUCUCUGCUAACUUUUUUUUUGCCGUACAUGAAUGAAUGAGAAGGAGUUCUGCACCAAGUCAAAGAGGAAUUAAAGCGAGUGCUCUUAGUCUCGAAACAUGUAAAAAUAUCACUCUUCACUAUAAAGAACAGGAAAGUUCACCGACAGCUGAUUUGGACAUAGAGUUGGAAAAUGUUCAAACUCCUACUAGCCCAAAGUGGACUGAGCACGAACUGUUCAUAAGAACUGUGCUUGCACGCCCUUUUAAGGUCCCCAUUGCGAACUAUCAAGAGGGAAAGAGAACUUGUUUAGGUAUUCGCAAACCUCUGAUUCGGCGGCCCCUCCAUGAUCCUAAUGGCGAAAACGCGUUAGUUUUGUACGAGCCACCCCCGCAACUACAGCCGUCUAACGAUCCCCUUCUUGUUCACGUUGUUGUUGAUCCACUACUCUCGAACGUGCUGCGACCCCAUCAACGGGAGGGCGUUAAGUUUAUGUACGAGUGCAUUACUGGGUUAAGAGAAGCGUCUACUACUGGCUGUAUCAUGGCCGAUGACAUGGUUUCGAAAUCUAUUUUCCUAGCUAUUACAGGUCUUGGGAAAACCCUUCAGUGCGUGUCUCUUGUGUACACGCUUCUAAAGCAGGGACCCGAAGGGAAGCCGACCAUUGAGAGCUGUGUGAUUGCCUCUCCUGCCAGUCUUGUCAAGAACUGGGCUAACGAGUUUCAGAAGUGGCUGGGACUCAGAGUCUCAUGUCUGACCGUCGACGGGGGCUCCAAAGCUCAAAUCGCUUCAAAACUACAAACUUUUGUUAGUCAGUCUGGUAACUCUUUGAUGCGAGCUGGUUUGUUAUCUCCGCCGUUCCCACAUGGCCCGGGUUCAGGACGAAGAAGGCUUUACUCGCUGCUAGUCAUUUCCUAUGAAACCCUUCGGACUCAUGGCAGUGUACUGGCCUCGCGGCCGCUUGGGCUUAUCAUCUGCGACGAGGGCCACCGCUUGAAGAACAUGCAAAACCAGACCUACCAAGCCCUGGAUGCUCUUCAAACGAAGAGAAGAAUCAUUGUUUCGGGGACUCCUAUUCAGAAUGACCUCACUGAGUACUACAGUCUUCUUAACUUCGUCAACCCCUCUCUUCUUGGUACUCCUAACGAGUUUCGUAAGAACUUCGCGAACGUUAUAGAAAGGGGUCGAGACUCGCUAGCCACUGAGGAGGAGAAGUUAUUCGGACAAGAAAAACUUAAUGACCUUGCUGCUCUUGCUAAUAGAUUUAUCAUCAGGAGGACGUCCGCUAUCAAUAAAAAGUAUUUGCCCAGCAAAGUGAUCCAGGUCGUCUUUUGCAGACUCACUGAAAUGCAAGAAAGGAUCUAUCAGCAGUUUUUAAAGUCCAAAGACAUUCUUCAUCUUCUUAAAGAUUCUUUCAAAGGAGGCUCGACGCUCACGCAUAUUCUUGACUUGAAAAAACUUUGCAACCAUCCCGUUUUAAUUUAUAAAAAACUUAACGAGAAAAAAGGCGCCUUUGAAAAUACGAGAGAAUUUCUCCACAAGAGCUUUGCAGCAGACCGCUUCCAACCAGAAUUUUCCGGAAAACUGCAGGUCCUAGACAAGAUGCUCGCUCUUAUUCGCACCACCACCAGCGACAAAGUUGUGCUUGUCUCGAACUACACACAAACACUGGAUCUCUUUGAACUCAUGUGCAAGGCAAGGCAGUAUAAAUUUGUGAGGCUCGACGGCUCGUUGAGUAUUCCGAAACGACAGAAACUCGUUGACUUUUUCAACGAUCCGCAGCGUCCUGAAUUUAUUUUCCUGCUAAGCAGCAAAGCAGGCGGAUGCGGCCUCAAUUUAGUUGGAGCGAACCGGAUUGUGUUGUUUGACCCCGACUGGAACCCCGCCACCGACUUACAGGCAAUGGCGCGCGUCUGGCGGGAUGGACAGAAGAAGAAGUGCUAUAUAUACCGCAUGGUAUCCACAGGGACUAUUGAAGAAAAAAUCUUCCAGCGGCAAUCGCACAAACAAGCUCUAAGCACGUGCGUAGUAGAUGAAGGAGAGGACGUGGAGAGAUACUUUUCUGCAGAGAGUUUGAGAGAUCUAUUCAGGCUGAACGUGCAGACAUUGUCAGACACCCACGAAAAGUUUAACUGUAAGAGAUGCGUUUCUGGUGUUGCAAUUUCACUUGCAGCCGCUAAAAGGGCGGAAGACUCUGAAGAUCAGUUUGACAUGUCAAAAUGGAAUCACUACAGCAACUUUGCCAAGUUAGACGAUAUAAUUCUAAGGAAAUCUUGCGGGAACACACUAAGGCGCCACGGGCAGAGGGAGCAAAAUUAACUCAAGUAAAACUUUAUAAGCUUCAAGGUGCUCCAUUCGAAUGUAAAAC